AUGGAUCCCUCGCAACAGCAGCAACAUGCGCCGGGCUCCCUUAGCUGGCGAUUGAGCUCGCAUCCUAUUACCCUGUUGACAUUUCUUUCAUUUCGCAUAUCAAGUGUGCUCGUGUACUUCCUCGGGUUGUGGAUCAUUAGAAGCAUGAUCAUGAUCUUCAUCAUUACUAUCCUUCUCCUCGCCGCAGACUUCUACUACCUCAAGAACAUUGCCGGUCGCCGACUCGUGGGGUUGCGUUGGUGGAACGAGGUGGACGUGCAAACGGGCGACUCUCAAUGGGUCUUUGAGAGCAGCGAGCCAGGGACCAAGACGAUCAACCCAACCGAUAGCCGCUUCUUCUGGCUCGCACUCUACACGCAGCCGAUCCUUUGGGUACUGCUUGCCGUUUUCGCGCUCGUACGGUUGCAGUUUCUGUGGUUGCCUCUCGUUGUCAUUGCUCUGGUCCUGACCAUCAUGAACGCUAUGGCCUUUUCGAGAUGUGACAAGUUCAGCCACGCAUCCAACAUGGCCGGAAGCGCGCUUUACUCAGGCGGUCUGGCGGGCAGCAUCGCGAGCAACAUGGUGGGCCGGUUUUUUAACCGGGGUUGA
Colletotrichum graminicola M1.001 is the source of this 588-nucleotide messenger RNA. RefSeq lists its product as uncharacterized. Bases 1 to 588 code for a protein of 195 amino acids. Gene Ontology annotation, biological process: vesicle-mediated transport; protein secretion. The record is from RefSeq and is a predicted model, not a curated record. Lineage: Eukaryota; Fungi; Ascomycota; Sordariomycetes; Glomerellales; Glomerellaceae. Gene Ontology annotation, cellular component: Golgi membrane. The transcript is spliced from 4 exons.